UAACAAAGCGGGGUUAUUACGUGGUUGACCUGUAGGAGGCGCUGUGGUGCUAUGGUGUUGCCAAGGAAACGACUCACAACAACCGGCGCAGCUCCACCAACGGCAGCAGCAGCCACAAAUGUCCUGUCUGCGCUCGUAGCUGUUGGACGCGUCGCGUUCAGACUGAGUUAGGAAGUUGAGGAAGUUUUUCAGUUUGUUUCUGCAUGAACAGAGCUGGACAAUUAAACAACGACUUUGUCUUACUACAAGCUCAAGAAGCUCGCUGGUAUUCGGGAGGAUAUCACAGGAACAGAACAAAAGGACAAUAUUCCACAAUGGGGGUCUUGUGACUCUUAAGUUCAGCAGCAGUUCCUCAUAAAGCUCCAGCAGACCUCAGGAAAGGCUGGGGUGGUUUGAACUGUACCCUGGUGCAACAGGGAUGAUUGCAUCCCGUACAAAUGGUUAUGUGCAAGAAGCCUCCGCUCUGGCCGUGAGCCACAGGGAGCGGGCUGUGGACUGUCCGGGGCAGGAAGGUAGCCUCAACAAAUCUCCACACUGCAGCUCCCACAUGGAGAGGAUCCAGCAUUACCAGGAGGAGCUGAGGAAGCGGAAGGAGGAGGAUGGAAAGGGGAGGCAUGACAUCGAUCCCAACGCUUCGCUGAGGCUCAAGAAGCUGUCACAGAACCCAAAGAUCGGCAUUGACAAUCCCACCUUUGAGGGGAAGGAAAAGGCUACCAAUAAAGUGACGUGCCUAGAUCCUGUGUUGGAACUGGAUGAACUACUACAGGUUCUGAAGUGGGUCCAGCACAGCUUGAGUGACUCUCAGAGCCAGCAGGAUGUGGAAGUGACAAUGCAACUCCUUGCUAAGGAGGAAUUCAGGAAUGCCUACACAAUCUACAGCGUUCUGUCCCAGCAGACAAGCAGGAUCAGUCCCACCUCACCUCUGACAGUACAAGCACAGGAUCUCUGCCAGGAGGUCCAAAAGAUCCUCCAGACAAGUCAACAAAAGGAAGGUUUGGAGCUCAGCGCGCUGCUCACCAAUCCCCAUCUCCAGGCACUGAUGCAAGCUCAUGACAGCGUAGCGGUGCAGGAAAUUGCAGAGGAAAGCGUGACCCAGUACCUCGGAGAGACAGUUAAAUUAGUGCGGCUGCAGAAGGCCAGAGACACUCCACUGGGUGCAACAGUGCGUAAUGACAUGGACAAUGUGGUGGUGAGUCGUGUAGUGAAAGGCGGCGCAGCAGAACGGAGCGGACUCCUCAGUGAGGGAGACGAGAUCCUGGAGAUCAACGGUAUUCCUAUUCGUGGAAAACACAUCAACGAAGUGCACGACUUACUGCAAGAAAUGCAGGGAACUCUGACCUUCCUCCUCAUCCCGAGCUCUCACAAUAAACCUGCUCCCCACAGACAAACUGUGAUGCAUGUGCGCGCUUACUUUGACUACGAUCCCUCUGAUGACCCCUUCAUGCCGUGUCGGGAGCUGGGUCUGUCCUUCCAGAAAGGAGAUAUACUCCAUGUCAUUAGCCAGGAUGACCCCAACUGGUGGCAGGCCUACAGGGAUGGAGACGAGGACAACCAGCCUCUGGCUGGCCUCAUUCCUGGUAAAAGUUUCCAGCAACAGAGAGAGAGUUUAAAGAAAACGACACCAGACAAAAGUCGAGAGCAGCAAGGGAAGAUUUGGUGUUCAAAGAAAAGCAAGAAACUGAGAAGAAGGAACACAUCAACCUUGAACAGAAACACUGACUAUGAUGAUGUCCUGACCUACGAGGAAAUGUCCCUGUACCACCAGCCCGCUAAUCGGAAACGCCCCGUAGCUCUGGUUGGCCCGGCCAACAGCGGCCAUGACGAGCUGCGGCGGAGACUUUUAUCCAUCGAGCCGGAUAAGUUUGCCGUUGCUGUUCCACACACAACCAGAAGCCCAAGGAUACAUGAGCGAAAUGGACGCGAGUACCACUUUGUCAGUCGCUCGUCCUUCGAGGCUGACUUGGCUGCAGGGAAGUUCAUUGAGUCAGGGGAGUAUGAGAAGAACCUGUACGGCACCAGCACUGACUCUGUCCGACACGUCGUCAACUCCGGACGCAUCUGUUUGCUCUGCCUUCACACAAGGUCUUUGCAAGUACUGAGGUCGUCCAACCUCAAGCCAUAUGUCGUCUUCAUUGCUCCUCCUUCUCAAGAACGACUACGCACCCUGCUGGCCACAGAGGGGAAAACACUAAAACCGGAGGAGCUAAAGGAGGUCACUGAAAAAGCCCGAGAGAUGGAGCUGAAUUACAGCCACUUCUUCGACGCGACCAUCGUUAACUUUGAUCCAGACCAGGCGUUCCAGGAGUUUCGGAGAUUAGUAGAUAAACUGGACACUGAGCCGCAGUGGGUGCCGUCGUCUUGGCUCUGCUAGAGGUGGCCGUGUCCAGACACAAAGAAUCUCAGUGAACGAGAAGGUAAAGAGGAGACGGACAGUAUUACAGUGACACUGAAUUUUCACUUGCACAUUUUUAUUUUUUAUUUUUUGGAGCUUAAUUGCUACAGGAUGCUGCAGAGACAGACACUGUUGUAUUUGAUUGUCUUUUGUAGAUUGUUUUCUUCUAUUUUUGUGAUGGCUGUUCAAGGUCUUAGUUUUAUGCAGAAUCUUUUGUUUUCCAGAUAGACACAUUUCUAUGCUAUUUCUUUGACUUAUUUAUAAUUGUAAAUAUAUAUUCUUUAGACAGAGAGGUGAAAUAUUUUAUUGUUACGCCAGAAAUUGCGCAUUUGACACAUUUUUAAAGACAUUCUGGUGAAACAUCGAGCCAAAACAUCAUCAGGCAAAGAACUGAGUAGAAAUAGAUUCAUUGGAUUUAGUGUGAAGUCUCCCAUCUGCUGUUGAUGUCUCAGUGUCAGUAUUGUCUCAUAUGCCUUACAAAGGUACUUAUACUUAUCAAACUUUUUACCAUUUUGUCACAUUUCACGUUAAAUGUCAAAUAACUUCCUUGGAUUUCUUGAGACAGAUAAACACGAAUUAGAAAAUAACCAUGAAGUAGAUGAAAAGAGUUAUUUAUCAUUUGCCAAAAAAAAAAAUCAAAUCAAUAGGAGAUUCUCUGUGAAUAUGAAUUUUAAAGUCUUGCCGCAGAUUCUGAAAUGUAUUUAGGUCUGCAUACGUUAAAUUAAAGUAAGGCUGCAACAAACAAUUGUUUUAGUAAUUGAUUAUUCUAUCAAUUAUGCUGAUGAUUAAUCUAAUAAAAAAAUUGGCAUAUUCUGCAGAUUUUUCAUGUAACCACUUAAACCUUUUUAUACAAUAUUAGAAAUUUUAUUGCAAAAAAAAAAAAAAAGAAACUAAGAAUUUUAAAAUAAGAAAAUAAACAUUUUAUUGCCUAAAAUACAGCAUUCCUUCAUGAGAAUGUGAACCGGGCGAAACUAAGCCUAUGCCAUUCAAAGAGUUCUGGGUAAAACAUAUUUAUAGACAAAGAUGUUUUUAUCUUAAUUGCAAAAUCUAUAUUUCUUUUAUAUAAUUUUGGCUUAAUUACUGCUCUGAAUAAGUUGUUUUUUCCCCUAGCUAAUAGCAUUUAAGUCUGUACAUUCCAGUUAACAAUUAAUCAAUUACUGAAUUAGUUGACAAUUAUUUCAAUAAAGGAUUUAUCACAAUUAUUCCCAUUAAUGGAUUCACUCCCACAUCAUAAUGCUACCACAAUCAUGGUUACCAUAACAACAGUGUUUUCUACCAGAUGCAGCAUUUCCUCUGUAGCGCAGAAACUUCUGUUUUGGUCUGAUCUGACCAGCGAAAAGUCUUCUGGCAAAUUUAAAACAAGAGUUCCUUUUAUGAUACAUAAAAUCUAAAUGACACACAGUGACGUGUGUGGUAACGUGACAAAAUAUAAAGUUUAAUUAGUAUAAAUGCAUUUGCACGGCACCAUAUACUUUAGUAGUGCCCAACUACAUUAUCUGUGUAAUGCUGCGUAAUAUUGUUGAGAUGGUCUUCAUCAGUAUUGUACAAUUGUGACUUAUUAUUGAAUCUUUAAAAAUUUGGGUAAUUCUUAAGCACAACUUUUCAAAAGUGUUAAUAAAUUAAGAUUUGAAAAGAUAUUUUGUUGUAUUUUUAUUCUACUAAGCGAUUUGUUUUUUUCCUUUUUUGUUCAUGUUGACGCAGAACUCAGAUGGACUGUUUAGAACAUCUUUAAUUAUAUGAAGUGCCUGGCUUUGUUGACUCACGCACAUUUUACAGUGUUACAUUACAGGGAAUCUGUGUGAUGAUAAACACCCUGAUAUGAGGUCAGGAGCUCAACAGACUCUGACACUCUGAAGUCUUCAACCACCUCAAGACUUACGGCAUGCAGCGGUUCAAAA
Xiphophorus maculatus (southern platyfish) is the source of this 4290-nucleotide messenger RNA. RefSeq names its product membrane palmitoylated protein 5 (gene pals1b). The coding region runs from base 419 to 2371 and encodes 650 amino acids. The record is from RefSeq and is a predicted model, not a curated record. NCBI's taxonomy places the organism in Eukaryota, Metazoa, Chordata, Actinopteri, Cyprinodontiformes, Poeciliidae. Gene Ontology annotation, biological process: establishment or maintenance of polarity of embryonic epithelium; generation of neurons; morphogenesis of an epithelial sheet. Gene Ontology annotation, cellular component: adherens junction; plasma membrane. Gene Ontology annotation, molecular function: protein binding. The transcript has 14 exons.